UCGACCCGGAUCCUGAAGGCCCAAAUAUUCUUUAAAACCCUAACCCUAAUAAACCCAGUAGCUCAGCAUUGCACAAGUCUCAUUCGUUCCCGCUGCAGGCCGCAUCAAAACGAAAAACGAAGGAGGGAGAAAUUUCUGCAGAGAAAUUCAAUCAUGGGUAAGGUUCACGGUUCACUUGCUCGUGCCGGAAAAGUGAGAGGCCAAACACCAAAGGUGGCCAAGCAGGACAAGAAGAAGAAGCCCCGUGGUCGCGCUCACAAGCGUAUGCAGUACAAUCGCCGAUUCGUCACUGCCGUUGUGGGAUUCGGCAAGAAGAGAGGACCAAACUCAUCUGAGAAGUAAGAUCGAGGCUUGAAGAAUUAUGUUCAUUAGCUUCGAAAAUAUGUUAUGAAUCUUAAUUUUGUUUUCAUCUUUUUUUUCGGAGUUAGUUUUUUUUAAUAUUGUGAUCUGUGAACGGUUUUUGUGUUAGUUAAAUAUGUAACUGGAUUAUUUUGCAUA
Trifolium pratense (red clover) is the source of this 498-nucleotide messenger RNA. Its product is annotated as 40S ribosomal protein S30. Lineage: Eukaryota; Viridiplantae; Streptophyta; Magnoliopsida; Fabales; Fabaceae. Gene Ontology annotation, molecular function: structural constituent of ribosome. The record is from RefSeq and is a predicted model, not a curated record. Bases 154 to 342 code for a protein of 62 amino acids. Gene Ontology annotation, cellular component: cytosolic small ribosomal subunit; ribosome. Gene Ontology annotation, biological process: translation. The transcript is spliced from 3 exons.